Messenger RNA from Procambarus clarkii (red swamp crayfish), 12484 nucleotides. NCBI's taxonomy places the organism in Eukaryota, Metazoa, Arthropoda, Malacostraca, Decapoda, Cambaridae. The record is from RefSeq and is a predicted model, not a curated record.
GGCUUCAAACAGUCAUGGCUGAGUGUGGUGGUUGGGUGUUGUGAGACGCUCUCGGAAUAUUAGAGAUAAUUUGUGAUUGUUGCCGGCUAUGAAGUGGCGUGUUGGAGCGUUAACGUUUUGUGGAGUAUAGCAGUGAAGUGUUUGGAUGGUUGGUACAAUGUUGCCUCGCAGUGUGGUGUUAGGGCUUGUGGGUGUGGCCCUCGUGGUCGUGCUGGCCAACGUGUGUGUUAGUGCAGAGGUCUUGCCCGAAGUGAUGUACAAUGUGGCCGUACCGCACGAUGUUGUCCCUGCACAUAUUGUGUACAAGAUCAAAUUAAAAGCUGGCCAAACCGUGAAUAAGUUGAUGGAUAGUGAGUACUCAGAUUACUUUGCUGUGCUGGAUAAUGGUGAUGUUAUGACUGUGGCCAAGCUGGCCCCACUCUUAGGCCGCAUUGUUACACUCAGGGCCUCCACCAGUUACCCAAACGGGAACGUUCAGGUCUAUGUCAUCAAAGUGGCCAUCAAGGAUCGUCAGACGAUGUUACGAUUCCUCAAACCAGAGUACGAUGCUGCUGUUUACGAGAACAUGCCUCCUGGAACUGAACUCCAAGGCCUGGAUGACCUGGAGGCUAUGGGCGAGGAGGACGUAAAGUACGAGCUCCUCGGUGGUCACUCUGUCUUCGCUCUUCACCACGUCGGCGGAAUCCCAACGGUGGUCACAAGGAAACCACUAGAUCGAGAGGCUGAAGAUUUAUACGAGUUGGUAUUAAGAGCUUACGACAAAGAAGGCAUGGACAUGGCAAAAGCUAAGAUCAAUGUUCAUAUUUUGGACAUGAACGACCAUGCUCCGGUUUUUACACAGAACGUGUUUUACUUCUUCGUCCCCCUUAACGUUACUCGAUUUGACAAAAUAGGUCGUGUAACCGCCCAUGACGGAGACAGGGACAAGGUUGUUUAUCGCUUAGCCUACCCGUCCAACACCUUCACCGUCGUGCCACAGACUGGAGAGAUAAUGCUAAUAGAGGCUCCAGAAACCUUGGUAUACGAAUUGGAGCUGGAGGCCUUUGAUAAGCGGAAACCCACGCUCUACUCGGACACCUUGGCUAAAGCUCAUAUCGAGUUCCGCUAUCCUAGCGAUUCCCUGUUCACUGGGGAAAGCAACGACAUAGAUUACGACGUGUACCCAGAGCACGCCAUGUCUAAGCGCAGUGCCAAAAAGAGAGUCAAGCGAGGUCAGCUCCGCCAUACAAAGGAGCUGGUGUUCUCUGAGGCUGACGGAGCCGUCGAGGGCAAAGUCGUAUUCCAACUCGAGAAGGAAAUUCAGUGGGAAACAUUUAAAAUCCGCGAUGAUAACCCUUGGGUUGAAGUUGACACUAACGGUGCGGUGAGAAUCAAGAAGAAAUGGGACUACGAGGAGCUAGGCCCCGAGAAGACGAUCGACUUCUGGGUCACCAUCACAAACAACGAUCGUAAUGGCAUCAGUUAUACGGACAAUCAGCGAGUGAUUCUACAAAUUACAGAUAUAAAUGAUGAGCCGCCCUACUUUAUCAAUCGUCCACUGCCCAUGCAGGCGGUAGUAAAGCUUAAUGCUGCGCCCAACACUCCAGUGUUCACUCUACAAGCCAGAGAUCCUGAUAAGGACCAUGACAUUCACUAUUUCCUUGUCAGGGACAGAACUGGAGGACGUUUUGAGGUUGAUGAAAAAUCUGGUGUCGUACGAACUCGAGGAUCAGAAAUGUUUCAGUUGGACAUGGAAUAUGUUUUGUAUGUGAAAGCUGAAGACCAAAAUGGAAGGAUUGAUGACAAGCAUUUCCAGUCAACACCUGAAGAACGUUUGUCCAUUGUGGGUGGUAAGCGGCCGCCACAGUUUUAUCUUCCAAAAUACGAGAAAACUAUACCAGAAAAUGCAGCCAAAGAUGCAGAUAUCAUCUCUGUUAAAGCUAAAUCUUUCGCCGAUCGAGAAAUUCGGUACACAUUGAAAGCGAAAGGGCAGGGUGCAGGAACAUUUAAUAUUGGGCCUACAUCAGGAAUUGUCAAGUUGGCCAAGGAAUUGGACUUUGAGGAUGUUCGUCAACCACACAUCUAUCAGUUGGUUGUCACAGCAACAGAAGAUUCUGGUGGUUUCUCUACUUCAGUUGAUCUAACGAUUAAAGUGACGGAUGUUAAUGACAACCCUCCCAAGUUUGACUUGCCCGACUACCAAGCUCACAACAUUGAUGAAGAUAUUCCAAUUGGUUCUUCUAUACUCAGGGUGAAAGCACGUGAUGAUGACUCUGGGACAAAUGCAGAAAUUACGUAUUCAGUUUCUGAUGAUCACUUUCGGGUAGACAACAAAGGAAUAAUAUACAACAGAAAAACUCUUGAUGCUGAUGACAACAAUGCUUAUUAUGAGUUCACGGUUACAGCUACUGACAGAGGUGAGCCAGCAAAGGAAGGUACUGCCACAAUUCGUAUAUAUACCAAAAACAAGAAUGACGAAGAGCCCAACUUUUCACAACAAGUCUAUACUCCAAAUGUUGAUGAAAAUGCUGGACCAAAUACCCUAGUAACAACUGUUGUGGCAUCGGAUAAAGAUGGCGAUAACGUAGAGUUUGGUUUUGUCGGAGGGGCCCGCAAAUCUGGCCAGUUUGUAAUUGAAAAGAUGACGGGUGUCAUUCGGUUGCACAAUGGACCCAUCUCCCUUGACCGUGACAAGUAUGAGCUGAAUGUUACUGCUGUUGAUGAUGGUAAUUGUUGUCCUGGUGGCCAGCAUUCUCGUCACACAUCCACAGCUGUUGUUGUCGUCUUUAUUACCGAUGUCAAUGAUAACAAGCCGGUUUUCAAGGACUGUGCUUCCUACCAUGCUAAAGUGGAAGAGUCGGCUCCUAAUGGUUCACCGGUCAUCACAGUGCAUGCAACAGAUGAGGAUAAAGGUGUCAAUGGACAGGUCCGCUAUAGUAUUGUCCAGCAGCCAAACCAGAAAGGCACGAAAUUCACAGUUGAUCCUGAGACAGGUGAUGUAACUACUAAUAAAGUGUUUGAUCGUGAAGGUGAAGAUGGAAAGUUCGUCUCGGUUACUGUGAAGGCCACAGACAAUGGAGAUCCAUCAUUAGAAGGUGUUUGUUCCUUUACGGUUGAAAUCACAGAUAUCAAUGAUAACCCCCCUCUGUUUGAUCGUCAGUUUGCAUUCAAGAUUGGAUACAGGACAAAGGAGUGCAGUUCCUUGAAAUAUAUAGAGAAUGUGAAGCAGGACACAAAUGUGGGAACGAAUAUUUUGCGUGUGUCUGCCUCGGAUGAAGAUGCUGAUAACAACGGUGCAAUCAUCUACAACCUGACAUCAGCAUCAAAUCCAGGUGACCUGGAUUACUUUGAGGUCCAACCAGAGUCAGGGUGGAUAAUACUGAAGAAGCCUCUAGACCGAGAAUCGUACCGGCUGACCGCCGUAGCUCAGGACCGUGGGUUCCCUCCACUGUCUCGCACGGUGGACGUUCAGAUUGAUGUAGUGGAUCGCGCCAACAACCCUCCUGUAUGGACCCAGUCCAUCUAUGGCCCCAUUUACAUCAAGGAAAACUUGCCAGUAGGGGCAGGAGUUAUCUCAGUGAAGGCCAGCUCUGGUAUAAAGGAUAACCCGGUAGUGUUCUAUCGAAUCAUCCGUGGAUCCACAGCUCAGACCAACAAGCAUGAUACCUUCUAUUUACAACAACGGCCGGACAAUGGGGAUACCUGGGCGGAUAUCAAAGUCAACCAUCCAUUAGACUACGAAAGUAUAAAGGAAUACAACUUAACGGUCCGAGUAGAGAAUAAUGGUCCACAACAAUUAGCCUCAGAAGCUACUAUAUAUGUAGUUUUGGAGGAUGUUAAUGAUGAAAUUCCACUGUUUACUGAACGUGAACAGGAAACCGUCCUUGAAGGUGAACCAAUAGGAACAAAGGUCACACAGGUCAAUGCUAUCGACAAGGAUGGAACAUAUCCAAAUAAUGAAGUUCUCUAUCGAAUUGUAGACAGUCCUCGAAAUGAGGGUCGAGAUUUUUAUGAGAUCAGGGAGCGCACAGGUGAAAUAUUCACAAGAGUAGAAUUUGAUCGAGAAGAAAAGCAAGCUUAUGCUUUAGAAGUGGAAGCUCGAGAUGGAGCUGCCUCGGCCAGGCCAAAUGCGAAUGGUCGACCAAAUACAGUGACGAAGUUCAUUCGUAUUGGUAUUGCUGACAAGAAUGACAACCCACCAUUCUUCGACAAGACAUUGUAUGAGGCUGAAGUGGAUGAGAAUGAGGACAUUCAGCACACAGUUCUCACAGUCACAGCUAAGGACCUUGAUGAGUCUUCUCGCAUCAGAUAUGAAAUCACAAAUGGCAACAUUGGUGGAGCCUUUGCUGUGAAGAACAUGACUGGUGCCAUUUAUGUUGCUGGACCUCUAGACUAUGAAACUAGGAAGAGGUACGAACUAAGUCUAGUAGCCACCGAUAGUGUCAACGAGGCAACAACCAAAGUAAUCAUCCACAUCGCUGAUGUCAAUGAUCGCCCUCCGGAGUUCGACCGACCAAAUUAUGAAGCUACUAUUGAAGAGGAGCGCAGUGACGGUUUGCCUAUACCACUGCUCAAGGUUACAGCCACAGAUGGUGACCGCGACCGUGUACAGGAUAUUGUAUACUUCCUAACAGGUCAGGGUAUUUAUAUGGACAACCCAGAUCAGUCUCAGUUUGAGGUGAAUCGCACGUCAGGAGAAAUCUAUGUGAGAAAGCCCCUCGAUCGUGAUCAUCCUAAAGGUCGGCCAACGUGGAGAUUUACUGUGUUUGCCCAGGAUGAAGGUGGCACUGGCCUGGUUGGUUAUGCUGAUGUGCAAGUCAACCUCAAGGACAUCAACGACAAUGCCCCUAUUUUCCCCCAAAUGGUAUACUUUGGAAAUGUGACAGAAAAUGGGACACAAGGAAUGGUGGUUAUGACAAUGACAGCAGAAGAUUAUGAUGAUGCAAAUGAGGGUACCAAUGCUAAACUAACCUAUUCCAUUGAGAAGAAUGUCAUUGAUGAAAAUACAGCGACACCAAUCUUUGAGAUUGAACCAGACACCGGGGUAAUAAAGACUGCCGUUUGCUGCCUGGAUAGAGAAAAGACGCCAGAUUACUCCAUACAAGUGGUUGCUGUUGAUGGGGGUGGAUUAAAAGGGACUGGAACUGCAAGCAUUCGUGUAAGGGACAUCAAUGAUAUGCCACCCAGAUUUACAAAGGAAGAGUGGCAGACAGAAGUGGAUGAAACAGAAGGAGCCAUUCUUCCUGAUCAAGCUAUUCUCACUGUCACUGUUCAUGAUGAAGACGAGACCAAUAAGUUCCAUUAUAAAGUAAUAGAGUCUUCUGGAUUUGGUGCAGAUAAGUUUACAAUGGUGAGAAAUAAUGAUGGCACAGGAUCACUGAAGAUUGUACAGCCGUUAGAUUAUGAAGAUCCAAUGCAGCGUAGUGGUUUUAGGUUUAAAAUCCAAGUGAAUGAUAAGGGUGAAGACAAUGAUGCUGAGAAAUAUCAUGUUGCUUAUUCUUGGGUUAAGGUUGAAUUGAGAGACAUAAAUGAUAACAAGCCACAAUUUGUUAAACCUAAUAUAGAAGUGCCUGUUUUUGAAAAUGCAGAAAUUGGUAAAAGUUUAGAGACAUUUAAAGCAACAGAUCCUGAUCAGGGUGGACAAAGUAAAGUGUUAUAUGCUAUAGACAGGACAUCUGACAGAAGAAGACAAUUUGCCAUUGAUAGCACUGGAACUGUUAAAAUUCAAAGAAGUUUAGACAGAGAAGAAAAUCCACGUCAUUCAGUAAAGAUUCUAGCUAUUGAUGAUGGUAUGCCAGCUAAAACUGCUACUGCUACGCUUACGGUGAUUGUUCAAGACAUUAAUGACAAUUCACCAAGAUUCCUGAAAGAUUAUCGCCCAGUUCUGCCAGAGAACCAGUCUCCCAGAAAGAUAGUAGAGGUAUUAGCAACUGAUGAUGAUGAUAGAUCAAAGGGAAAUGGACCACCUUUCCAUUUCCGGAUGGAUUCUACUGCCUCUGAUGAAAUCCGUGCUUCCUUUAAAGUAGAGCAUAUCCCUAAAGGAGCCAAUGGUGAUGGGAUGGCUGUUAUCUCUUCCUUGAGAACAUUUGAUCGUGAAGUGCAGAAGGAGUAUCAUGUGCCUAUUGUAAUUAAAGAUGCUGGCACACCUCAGAUGACUGGUACAUCUACACUAACUAUUAUUAUUGGAGAUGAAAAUGAUAACAAAAUGCAGCCUGGAUCUAAAGAUAUAUUUGUUUACAAUUACAAAGGACAAGCUCCAGAAACUCCAAUUGGUCGUGUAUAUGUGUAUGAUCUCGAUGAUUGGGAUUUACCAGAUAAGAAAUUUAAUUGGGCAAUUGAACAACACCCAAACUUUAAAUUAAACGAAGAUGAUGGUAUGGUUACCAUGAAACAUGGUACUGGUGAAGGCACCUAUUUUCUUCAGUUUCAUGUUUAUGAUCGCAAGCACACCCAAACAGAUGUGGAAGCAAAUGUCACUGUUACGGUGAAGGAAAUUCCUGAGAUAGCCGUUAUAAACUCUGGAUCUAUUCGCAUUGCAAAUAUGACUGAUGAAGAUUUCAUUCGAAUUUGGGAUUACAGAACUCAGCGAGUGGUACGCAGUAAAGCAGAUAUGUUUAGGGAGAAGAUAGCGAGAUUAAUGGGAACAAGUGUAGAAAAUGUUGAUGUAUUCAGUAUACAAUUAAGACAGGAGAGACCACCCAUUACAGACAUUCGCUUCUCUGCUCAUGGAUCACCGUACUACCAUCCUAUUAAGUUGGAUGGUCUUGUUUUGCAACAUCGGGCAGAGAUUGAAGCAGAAAUAGGCAUCAACAUUACCAUGGUAGGCAUUGAUGAAUGUCUAUAUGAAAAUGUAGCUUGUGAAGGGUCAUGCACUAAUCAUUUAGUUAUUUCCAAUUUACCUUAUAUGGUAAAUGCAAAUAAAACUUCAUUAGUAGGUGUACGGACAGAAGUGGUACCGGAGUGUACGUGUGGAGCUAGAAACUUUUCCGUCGAGGAAUCAUGCCGUCCAAACCCUUGUUACAAUGGUGGUCGAUGUAUAGAAGGAAAAUCAGGUGUACACUGUAGGUGUCCAGAAGGAUAUGAUGGCCCGAGGUGUCAGAUGGUAACACGGACUUUCAGAGGAAAUGGAUUUGCUUGGUUCCCUCCUUUAGCAAUGUGUGACAAUUCACAUAUCAGCCUGGAAUUUUUGACAAGACGUCCUGAUGGCCUCCUCUUUUACAAUGGCCCCAUCACUCCUCCUGAAACAGAUGAAAUAAUAGUUUCUGAUUUCAUUUCAUUAGAACUAGAAAAUGGACGGCCACGACUUUUAAUAGACUUCGGAUCUGGGACACUGCAGUUAAGAGUCAACACCAAAACUAAUCUUAAUGAUGGCAUGUGGCACAAGGUGGAUAUCUUUUGGGAUACAGAGAAUGUAAGAAUAGAUGUUGAUCACUGUGUUGGUGCAGAAGCUCAAGAACCAGAGGAUGGCAGUGACCCUAUUUUUGACUCGUCAGGAUGCCAGGCUAAAGGCAGUAUACCUCCAUUCAAUGAAUACUUAAAUGUAAAUGCACCAUUGCAGGUUGGAGGCCUUGCUCAUGAGCAGCCUGACCCUAGUUUGUAUAAAUGGUUGCAUGUUCCUCAUGGCCGAUACUUUAGUGGUUGCAUCAGAAAUCUCAUGGUCAAUAGUGAGCUGUAUGAUCUAGCACGACCUGGCCAGUAUCGUAACACUCAGAUGGGCUGUCCACAGUUAGAGGAAGCAUGUAGAAGUAACUCCAUAGUUCCUACUUGUGGCCCAAAUGGCAUUUGUUCAGGUUCACUCUCACACCCAGUGUGCAAAUGUAAGCCUGGGUGGACAGGCCCAACUUGUGAUGAACCCACCAAUUCAGCAUACUUUGAGACACAGUCUUACGUUAAGUAUGCCUUGUCCUUCAAGCCCAAUGCUUUUAGUACAGAAAUUCAGCUCAGAUUCCGCACAUGGCAAGAGUAUGGUGAAUUAUUCAGAAUCUCUGAUCAACAUAAUCGAGAGUAUGGAAUUUUGGAGAUAAAAGAUGGCAGAUUACGCUUCCGGUAUAAUCUGAAUAGCCUUCGAACUGAAGAACACGAUCUUUGGCUGUCAGCUGUAGCUGUUAAUGAUGGAAUCUGGCAUUCAGUUAUGGUUGAACGUCAUGGAUCGACAUCCAUACUAAUGCUAGAUGGAGGCGAGGGUCGUCGUUAUAAUGAAACUAUGGCUUUCUCUGGCCAUAUGAUGAUGGAUGUUGACAAACAGGAAGGCGUUUAUGCUGGUGGCAAGGCAGAAUACACAGGCAUAAGGACAUUUGAGGUUUAUAAUGAUUACAAACUUGGAUGUUUGGAUGACAUUCGUCUAGAAGGGAAACACUUGCCUCUUCCUCCUGGCCUGAAUGGUACCCAGUGGGGUCAAGCUACCAUGUUCCGUAACCUGAUCAAGAACUGCGUUUCCCAAAACCAGUGUGUCAAUGUUACUUGUUUAGCGCCGUUCACUUGUAAAGACCUAUGGAUGAAACACGAGUGUGGCUGUCCAGAAGGAUCUGUUCCAAACCUUGAUGAUUGUGUCAACAUCAACGAGUGUGAUCUAUGGCAGCCAUGCUAUAAUGGAGGUGUAUGUCAGGACUUGGAGCCUGACAUGGGUGGCUAUGUAUGCAAUUGUAUCGACGGUUUCCAUGGAACGGAUUGCAACAUUAUUCUGGAGGAAACCAUUCUCAAACCCUCCACUGAUUUUGUUGUUGCAAUUGUCAUCUGUAUUCUGGUGUUACUAAUAUUGGUACUCGUGUUUGUGGUGUACAAUCGGCAAAAGGAGCGCCACUUCCCCAAAGCUGAUCCAUACGAUGACGUACGUGAAAACAUAAUUAAUUAUGACGAUGAAGGUGGUGGAGAGGAUGACAUGACAGCCUUUGACAUCACACCUCUUCAGAUUCCUGUUGGCCCAGCCAUUGGAAAUGGUGGACCACUCAUGGGCAAAAUGCCAUAUGGUCCUGGAGGUCAGCCAGAUGUGGGAGUAUUUAUUAGUGAGCACAAGAGUAAGGCUGAUAAUGAUCCUAAUGCUCCGCCAUUUGAUGACCUUCGCAAUUAUGCUUACGAAGGAGGUGGAUCUACAGCUGGAUCACUUUCGUCGCUGGCCUCAGGCACCGAUGACAACGAACAGGACUUUGAUUACUUGAACAACUGGGGUCCACGUUUCAGCAAGUUAGCAGACAUGUAUGGCCAUGGAGAAUCUGAAGAGGAGGAAGACCAUUAAGUCUCAAACUGGAGCCUUCCUAUGGGAGUUGCCUCAUUGAGAACAUUUCUCUAUACCAACGCAAGCGCACUGUUGAUAAAUUUCUCAACCAGGAGGACUUGGGUCAGGAGGGAGGGAGUCCCCCCCUCUGUCUUAAGAUAAUCUGAAGGUCUAUGUGGAGAGAGAGAUGUUGUUGCAAGAUGGUCAUCUACAUCAUGCAUGUUGCCUUAAAUAGUUAAUUAAAUCUACAAUAUCAGCAUGAUUAUCAGUCAUGAAUCACAUUAUCACUGGGUGUCUGAAAUCUUCACUGGUGCUAUAUAUAUAUGAAAUUAAAUUUGUUCACAUUAUGGCUGUAAAUUUAAAAAAAUUUAAUGUCCAUCUCUGCAGUUAAUAAGAUGAGGACUGCAGUGUGGUUCAUUUAGAGAGAUUAAUACAGUAUUAAAAUACUCAUGGAACCUCACACGUGUAAUAUACAGUAUAUUCCAUAUUGUCCUAUGUGGUAAAGAAAUGCAUCCUCCACAUAGCUUCCUUCAGGUAGCCAUAAACCAAGAGUGGCUGUGCUAAAGAAUGCUCACAGAAUCUUGGAAAAAAAAAGACUUUGUCCUCCUACCCAAUGUUGUGCACAUUAAUGGCAUGACCCUCACAGUGCCAAGACUUUAUUUAACAAUGAGGUGAUAGAAAAUGCCAGUGUUCAGUGUAGAAUUAAUGCUCCCUCUACAAUCACUUGUGGUGAUGAGACAUGUCCUAUCUUAUUAAGAACUGAUGGACAGUCUGCCUUGAUCAAGGCAGUGUUAUCAGUCUUAUUGAUGACUGUGGUGGGAGAACUAACAUUCCAUAAAAGACAGUUGUGUGAUAGUAUGGGAUGAAAGUGAAAGGAAGACUUGGAUUGAGUAUUUAGGUGUUUUUGUUAUGACCCAUGUUACGUGCCAAGAACCCCAGGCAAAUCUGUUUUGAUUUGUGGAUUACCGACUCUCAAAGUACAUUUUGUAAUGUUCUUAGUGACUUAUGUUUGUCCUCACUCGCUACAACUGUGAAGCAUAUCAAGGAAAUACAAAGGUUCAGUGUAUUGCACCACAGACUUUCUGAGGGCAGCAUUUAUUGGUUCUCAUAUAAUGAGUUACGCAGUGUACUCUUAAUUGUGUGCAUGAGGAUGUGGUUGAUUUGUCUCCCCCCUGUAUACUACUCUCACCCUUAGUUUAUAUCAGGUCAGUACUGCAACUCUGUGCAUUUUGCAGGCAAAAGCCAGGCCUGUAUACUCACAAAUGAAUCUCAGGCAGUACUGAAAUACUGUACCCUGUAUGAAAAAGUGUUGAAUGUAUGUAAAUUUUUUGUACAUGUGUAGAUACUUAAGGAGGAGAUAGAUGUCUCAAAGAAUGAAAUAGUUCUUUUUCAAUAUUUGCUCAUCUGUAUGAAAGCUAGACAGCAAGAUCAAUUAGACAUGUGACGACAGCUUCAUUAUUGUAGGCAUUCACUGAGUAGCAAGUUUGUUACUGAACUGUAGUCUUCUCUUGGUGUCUUGCUGUGCAAGUUUUUGGAAGAAGUGACAGUUGAUUUCUUAAGUGCUGAUGUUUGUAGAUGGUGGUUCAACUAUGGAUGAAGAGACCAAAACAUCUGUUUAAAAUAAAAAACCCUAAUAUAUCUGUAAUUUAAGUAUGAUAUUCUAUACUGCAAAGGAAGCAAUAAAUGCUUGCUUACUACUUUUUAAUUUUAUUACAGUUUUGCUUCAUCUGAUCUCGUUAGUGUAUAUAGAUAACUUCCGAGGUAAGGAAUAUACCUCUACUGUACUUGGUAACUACUUUCAUGCAGAUGUUUUCCUAGUUGAACCCAGGCCUCUUCACUCAUGUUGCCCCACCCCACAAAUCCCCCGAGGUCAGUUAUCCUCCCAUUCCUGUUCCCAGACCCCUUAUUCCAGCCCUGGCACAGUAUGGGCUGCCACAGCCCGCCACCCACCUACCCAUCCAUAGGUCUCGCCUGUGGUGAUGUCCCCUCACAAAUGGAAGCUUUUUCCAGUCCAGUUUAUUCCUCAGUCUGUGUUAAUAGCUAUAAAUUAUCUUUGGACCCACAAAAUCAUUUAGUAAAAACAUUAACAUUUUUAAAAGAAUAUAUUAAGAGUGUGAACUCUUCAUCACCACACCACAUAACCUCAACAGCACUGCCAUACUUGGUGGGAGCAGGCUGGGUUGUUUAGUCAUUGGCUUCUUAUAUAAUUAUUAUUAUUAUUAUAUUAUUAUUAUUAUUAUUAAUUAUUAUUAUUAAUUAUUAUCAUCAUCCUAGUGUUAGAGCAAUUGUGCACAAGUUGGUCAUAAAUAGAACAAUGUUGGUCUCGGAUCAAUUUCAGUGGGUCUUCUCAGCGUUCUUGGACCAAAUAAUGAAUUACCUUGUACUGUAUCUGAAAGAGACUUGAGAAGAAAAAGAAAUGUUGAGUUUUCUUGUGCAGAGCAUUAAGUCCACCCACCUGUGCACUAACUUAACCAUGCUUUAGUCCCCUCAUUUACUAGUUGUUUCAAUCAUCAACUGAACAUGACAAGGUCAGCAACUCAUUCUGCCACCCUUUUAGUCUCUGCACAAGACAACCAUCUUUUCCUCCCUGAAGUUUGCCAAGCCCAGCCAACAUGUUUUAUAGCAUUCCAUAUACCAAAAAAUGUAUGUAUGAAUGCAUUAUUCAUUUUCACAUUUUGUAUCAAAGAAUUAUCAUCUUACUAGAACUCAAGGAACAUUAAAGCCAGAUUUCUCUGUCCUUCCCGAAGCAUUGUGACAACUUUCAUUUGUAGUCGAUGAUGCCUCUAAUUGAGCUUUUUUAUUUUAUUUAACAGUUUACCUUUCUUAAUCAUUGAGUUUGUCAUAUUCUGUAUUAGGUCAAUAAUGUUUUACUUUUUCAAUUUUUCCUCCCUGUUUAUAUCCUAAUACAGAGAAAUCUGGUUCAUCCCCAGGCCGAAGUAUUCUAUGCUUUUUGUAUGAAUGUUAUGUAUCAAUUUCAAUCGUAUCCUUGCUUAUUAAAUGUCACAAACCCCAGAAUUUCUCAUUGUAGUGUCUCAAGUCCAUUUGCUAUUCUUAUGAGAACUUUGGCCCAGGGAAUCAGAAAUGGUCAAAGAGUAGAAGAGUAUUUCCUAAAAAAAAUACAAAAAAAAAAACGAAAGUUUUGUACCCUUAUUGAUGCUGAGUUAAAAGUUAUCCAGCAGAGAUGUCCCCGAAUGGACAAGAAGCCAUAGCAACUAAGCUUUUGUUUGAUGUUUUUAAGCUGUGAUUUUACUGUGUCUGCAUUGUCAUCUGAAAUAGAUUAAAAGCCUUUGUGUA